AUGGGCGCGGCCAACAGCGUCUGUAAGCUCACGGUCGACAGCAUCGCGCUGCUCGAGCAGCUCGAGCCCAACAGGGCCGAAGGGGCGGCCAAGCGCGCCGUGCGGCUCCGCGUGCAGGCGCUGCUCCAGCAGCAGUGGCCCACGUGCUGCGUGUUGCCUUUUGGAUCGUCCGAAAGCAAUCUCGGCUUUGGCGGAUGCGACGUCGACCUGGGGAUCUUUUUCCACGACGUCCGCGUCGACGCGCUCGGUGCGCUGCCGGCAGAGAAGCGCGUCGAGCUACUGACGACCGCGUGCGAGCGUCUGUCGCGCACGUUCCAAGUGCGGGCGUUUGUCCGCCGCGCGCGUGUACCGGUACUAAAGCUAUGGGACCCCCAGCGAGAGGUGGCGUGUGACGUGUGUGUGGGAAGCGGUAGCGCUCUGCUGAACACGGCGCUGCUCCGAUACUAUGGACGAGUGGAUCCCCGUGUGCGGCCGCUGGUGUUUGCCGUCAAGUACUGGGCCAAGCAACGAGGAAUCAACGACGCGGGCAAUGGCACGCUGAGCUCUUACGGUUAUACGCUAUUGCUUAUCUUCUACUUGCAGUCACAGUGCGCUCAUAUCCAGCUGCCAGCCGUGCACGCUGAUUUCCAGGACCUGCAGUCGCAGACCAACAUCUGUGGGCUGCUCAAACAGCUGCACUCGGUCUCUACGGUGGACUUUCCGUCCACCUUUGGGACGUCCGCGGUGAACUCAGUUGGAGCGUUACUUGCAGGUUUUUUCGACUUUUACGCACAUCGCUUUAACUUCGAGCACGACGUGGUGAGCAUUCGCACGGGAAGUGCCUUGUCGAAGACGACCAAGUGGAGCCACCCGGUAUCUUGGCGAAUGAGCAUUGAAGAUCCCUUCGAGUUGGCGCAUGACGUGGGACGCGUUGUGUUCCACCGGAAGGGACAUGAUCUGAUUCGGUCGGAGUUUGCACGCGCGAGUGAUCUCUUGAGCGCAGAUCGUCGUCUCGGGGACAUUUGCGUAUCCGACGAAACUUCGUGGGACCUCACGGCAACGUGCUACAUUUGCUACAGCAGGAGCCAUCCUGCGCGGAGCUGCGACCAAUGUGCACGUCAGCAUUCAGCAGCUGGUAGCGGCUGCAACAUGGUCUCACGCUUCUCGGACUGCUGGUAUUGCGGACAGCUAGGUCACUACAAAGCAGAGUGCCCAAUGCUCUUCUACCGCGACAUCCCAUGUCCUGUCGACGCAGCUAAAUCGAUCGUUGAGACCACCUCUGAUCCGAGUCCGCCAACGUCUCUACCCGUUCCGAUUCCAGUGUCUCCAGCUUCAACGACGGUGUCAUUCCUCGUUUGCAAAGAGCGCCCCUGGGAGCGCGGCAUGAGUCCGAGCAACUUGCUGAUGCUUCGUCUAUCUCGGAAGAAGAAGCGUGCACGUUACAGCUCUUCGUUGUCGACUAUAUCUUCUACGCAGACAUCGCCAUGGAUCUGGUCAUCGGGUGGUCUACCGCACGCAGAAAAGCGGCAAGAGCAGCAGAAACAAGAGCAUUACCGUCGUGAUCUUGCGCUUCUAGCGCGUAAGUUCGAUGGCAGCAACGCUUGCUGCGGCACGCUGGAGGUUGGCAAGGUGCUCUGCUAUUCGUAA
Messenger RNA from Hyaloperonospora brassicae, 1626 nucleotides. The record is from the annotation of a GenBank genome assembly. NCBI's taxonomy places the organism in Eukaryota, Oomycota, Peronosporomycetes, Peronosporales, Peronosporaceae.